Messenger RNA from Mycena citricolor, 779 nucleotides. NCBI's taxonomy places the organism in Eukaryota, Fungi, Basidiomycota, Agaricomycetes, Agaricales, Mycenaceae. The record is from the annotation of a GenBank genome assembly.
GAUUCCAGGGAUUACAACAGUUCAUGGGCAAUACGCCCAGAGCAGGCCCUGGCCCACGUGCAGAUGAACGAAGAUAGCAACACGCAAAGAGCUCUGAGGUCGUGAUGGGAUGGCUGUAGAUGCACGGAAACAAGGCUUUUACUGGAACUCACCUCCUACCCAAUGGAUACCGUCCUGCACUUCGUUUACUCCAAAGAGGACGAGAUCCGGACGUUCAAAGCCUUCCAGAGACUGCAAGAAGGCGACGAGCCGGUAGAGUUGUACGAUUUCUAUCAUGCCUCUUAUGGCUACGGCUCUGCGGUCACCACCUUCCAACGGAGGAACCGCGCAACCUCGGUCUUUGAACCAGCGGGGGAGAUCGCCUGGCAAGGUCGGAUGACUGUGAUACAUGCCGGAAUUUGCGCAGAUCUCCCUGAAGGACCUGAGAAAAAUGAAAAAGUCGACCAGCCAAUCUCGCAGGUUCAAAGCAGGUGGUGUGGAAUACAAGUGGAAGAUCGCGGAGGGGGACGAUCUAUACUGCGUCGAAGCAAGUAGCAAGAAGACCGUGGCGACCUGGACAGACAAAGAGACGACGUUGCGCGUGACGGCCUCGGCUGAACAGGUGUUGGAUCGGAUGGUUGUGACAUGUGUGCUGAACUUGUGGGUUAGACACUUGGGGCUCUGGUGACAUGAGAUGUAAUUCGAGACAUGAUCAAUGCCAGCGAUUGUGCUAUGAAUCCCUAUGAUACAGAUAACCUGAGAUGGGCGCUACGCGCAGCCUCCGCGAGCGGUGGUUACCG